Molecule: messenger RNA, 999 nt
Organism: Ictalurus punctatus (channel catfish)
Lineage: Eukaryota; Metazoa; Chordata; Actinopteri; Siluriformes; Ictaluridae
Gene: her15.1
Product: hairy and enhancer of split-related 15, tandem duplicate 1
Exons: 2
Coding region: 122-592 (156 amino acids)
Biological process (GO): anterior/posterior pattern specification; regulation of neurogenesis; regulation of transcription by RNA polymerase II
Cellular component (GO): nucleus
Molecular function (GO): DNA-binding transcription factor activity, RNA polymerase II-specific; protein dimerization activity; RNA polymerase II cis-regulatory region sequence-specific DNA binding
Source: RefSeq, a predicted model, not a curated record
CCUGGGACUCAUGCCUUUAUAAUGCUAAUGCACUCCUAUAAAUAGGGCAGAGAGGGAUCCUCACUCCAGACCACAUCUAACUCGCUCUCCUCAGAGAAGCACAAGCUCUCCUUCUGAAACAAUGGCUCCUGCGUACAUGAAUUCUGCUGACUACUCAAAGCUUUCCAACAAGGAAAAACAUAAACUACGAAAACCAGCGGUGGAAAAAAUGCGCCGUGAUCGUAUCAACAACUGCAUUGAGCAGCUUAAGUUGAUGCUGGAGAAAGAAUUCCACCAGCAAGACCCCAACACCAAGCUGGAGAAAGCUGACAUUCUGGAGAUGACUGUCAUCUUCCUGAAGCAGCAGCUGCAAAGCCAGAUCUCAGUGCCUCAGAAAGCUCACUGUGGCGGCUACUCUCAGUGCUGGAAGGAGACCGUGAACUUCCUGUCUGACAACUCCAAACUGGACAUGACGCUUCAGCAUCUCAACCGCUGUCAAGAAGCCCAGAGAACACAGAAAGAUUUCCCAGUGUCUCCACGUUCCUCCCAGACCCACCAGGCUCCUGUCAAGCAGGACAUCAAUGUAAACAGAGCUGUGUGGAGGCCUUGGUAGGGACACUGAGCACAGAGACUCUCUCAUGUCAACCAAAUGGUAGUUUCACCAUUUCUUAUGAUGUAGGAGAUUUGUAUUUUCACCUAUUUCCAAUAUGGAUUUUGAAAGAAACAUUCUUCUCUUUGAGAAGCACUUAAUGGACAGAUUCUUCAUAUUGAAGAUAUGCUGACUUUAUAAGUUUGCUUUGUCAAGUAAUUUUUUACAGAAUGUAUGCAUGUCUUCACUAGUUCUGCUUAGAAUAAGCAUUUUAAUGACUUGUUGGAUUAUGUUAUUGUAAUCCUUGAUUUUGCCUUUGGAAAACACAGUUGAGAAAUUGUACGUUUUUUCAUCUUGGUUCUUUAAUGCACCGAAAUGAAUAGUUGACACUGUGUGUCUGGUGUUGUUGCUUAAUAAAGACAAUUGAUUUA